Messenger RNA from Striga hermonthica, 1725 nucleotides. The record is from the annotation of a GenBank genome assembly. Lineage: Eukaryota; Viridiplantae; Streptophyta; Magnoliopsida; Lamiales; Orobanchaceae.
AUGUGCAGCGAGACCCAACGGAAGCGCAAGCGCGGCCGCCGCCCCAAGAUCCAGCCGUCGGAGACCGCGGUGCUCGACAGAAACAACGACGCAGGUGGGUCUCCGCGCGCGGCUUCCGCCGCUGCCGACAACGACGCCAUCUUCUCCGUCAACAGCGUCGAGCUCAUCCAGCCCGCCGCUUCCCCUCCUCCAUCUGACCACCGCGGCCGCCGACGCGGCCGCCCACGCAAGAACUCAAACCCAGAAAUUCCCACCUCCGCGGCUGCCGCUGCCAAUGGCAUAACCCUAACCGCGACGGUUUCGGCAGGUGUGGCUCGAGGUGUGCCGGCCAUGGACGCGGUGGUGAAGGUAUUCUGCGUUCAUACCGAUCCGAACUUCUCCUUGCCGUGGCAGAGGAAACGACAAUAUAGUUCGAGCAGCAGUGGGUUUGUCAUCAAGGGAAGGAGGGUUCUAACGAAUGCACAUUCUGUCGAGCACUUUACGCAGGUGAAGUUGAAGAAGAGGGGUUCUGAUACGAAAUACUUAGCUACGGUCCUUGCUAUUGGGACGGAAUGUGACAUUGCUUUGCUAACAGUGGAUGAUGAUGAAUUCUGGGAAGGUGUGUCCCCUGUAGAAUUUGGAGAUCUGCCUGCACUUCAAGAUGCUGUUACAGUUGUUGGUUAUCCAAUUGGUGGGGAUACAAUCUCUGUAACAAGUGGUGUGGUCUCUCGGAUUGAAAUCCUUUCUUAUGUUCAUGGAUCAACUGAACUUCUAGGAUUGCAGAUAGAUGCUGCUAUAAACUCUGGCAAUUCUGGGGGACCUGCUUUUAAUGACAAGGGAAACUGUGUUGGUAUUGCAUUCCAAUCACUCAAGCAUGAUGACGCGGAAAAUAUUGGUUAUGUAAUACCAACACCUGUUAUUAUGCACUUCAUCAAAGAUUAUGAAAAGAAUGGAAGAUAUACAGGAUUUCCCAUCCUCGGGGUUGAGUGGCAGAAGAUGGAGAAUCCAGACUUGCGGUUGUCCAUGGGGAUGAAAUCUGACCAGAAGGGUGUACGCAUAAGAAGAGUGGACCCCACUGCUCCAGAGUUCCAGGUCUUGAAACCAUCAGAUAUCAUCCUCAGAUUUGAUGGUGUUGAUAUUGCCAAUGAUGGAACAGUUCCAUUUAGGCAUGGAGAGCGCAUAGGCUUUAGUUACCUUGUUUCACAGAAGUAUACUGGAGAUAAUGCUGUAAUUGAAGUUCUUCGUGAUUCUAAAAUUCUGAAGUUCAACGUCAAGCUUCGUACUCAUAGAAGGCUCAUUCCAGCUCACAACAAAGGCCAACCUCCCUCAUAUUACAUUAUCGCUGGCUUUGUUUUUACAACUGUUUCAGUUCCAUAUCUCCGUUCGGAGUACGGAAAAGAUUACGAGUAUGAAGCUCCAGUCAAGUUGUUGGACAAGCUCCUACAUGAGAUGCCACAAUCACCGGAGGAACAAAUUGUCGUUGUUUCCCAGGUUCUUGUGGCUGACAUCAACAUUGGAUACGAGGACAUUGUCAACACUCAGGUUCACGCUUUUAAUGGUCAGCCCGUGAAGAAUCUGAAGAGCUUGGCUAGAAUGGUGGAGAGCUGUGAUGAUGAAUAUUUGAAAUUCGACUUGGAAUACCAGCAGAUUGUCGUUCUACAAACAAAGAAUGCGAAAGCGGCUACUUUGGAUAUUCUUGCUACCCACUGUAUUCCAUCAGCCAUGUCGGAUGAUCUCAAGGCGUGA